CCGCGAGUCGCCGACAUGGGCCGGGCCCGGCCGGGCGAGCGCGGGCCGCCCAGCCCCGGCCCCACCGAGCCGCCCGCGCCCCCGCCGCGCCGCGGCCGCAUCCUGGCACUGCUCGGAGCGCUGUUCGCCGCCGCCGCGGCCGCCGCCGCCGCGCGGGCCUUCGCCCGCCACUCCGAGGCCCAGGCGGCCGCGCGGCAGGAUUCAGCACUGAAAGCCCUGGGGACAGAAGGCCUCUUCCUCUUUUCCUCCCUGGACACUGACCAGGACAUGUACAUCAGCCCUGAGGAGUUCAAGCCCAUCGCCGAGAAGCUGACAGGCAUAGCCCUGAUUCUUCAGAACAGGAAUUUGCAUCAAGAGCCACUGGGGAGCACUAAUCGGAAGCACGUUUUCCUGAUUCUGGUCCCUGAAGACUUUGACUCAAUAGGGUCAACUCCUUCGGCCAGCUACGAGGAGGAGGAGCUGCCCCCUGACCCCAGCGAGGAGACACUCACCAUAGAAGCGCGAUUCCAGCCUCUGCUCCCAGAGUCCAUGACCAAGAGCAAAGAUGGGUUCCUGGGGGUCUCCCGCCUGGCCCUGUCCGGCCUCCGCAACUGGACGUCCGCAGCCUCGCCAAGUGCGGUGUUUGCCACCCGCCACUUCCGGCCCUUCCUUCCCCCUCGAGGCCACGUGGAGCUGGGCGAGCCCUGGUGGAUCAUCCCCAGUGAGCUGAGCGUCUUCACCGGCUAUCUGUCCAACAACCGCUUCUACCCACCACCACCCAAGGGCAAGGAGGUCAUCAUCCACCGGCUCCUGAGCAUGUUCCACCCUCGGCCCUUCGUGAAGACCCGCUUUGCCCCUCAGGGGGCCGUCGCCUGCCUGACUGCCAUCAGUGACUUCUACUACACGGUGAUGUUCCGCAUCCACGCCGAGUUCCAGCUCAGUGAGCCGCCCGACUUCCCCUUCUGGUUCUCACCAGCUCAGUUCACUGGCCACAUCAUCCUCUCCAAAGACGCCACCCACGUCCGCGACUUCCGGCUCUUCGUGCCCAACCACAGGUCUCUGAAUGUGGACAUGGAGUGGCUAUACGGGGCCAGUGAGAGCAGUAACAUGGAGGUGGACAUCGGCUACAUACCCCAGAUGGAGCUGGAGGCCACGGGCCCCUCAGUGCCCUCUGUGAUCCUGGACGAGGACGGCAACAUGAUCGACAGCCGCCUGCCCUCAGGGGAGCCCCUCCAGUUUGUGUUUGAGGAGAUCAAGUGGCAGCAGGAGCUGAGCUGGGAGGAGGCCACCCGGCGCCUGGAGGUGGCCAUGUACCCCUUCAAGAAGGUCACCUACCUGCCGUUUACCGAGGCCUUUGAGCAAGCCCAGGCCAAGAACAAGCUGGUGCACUCAAUCCUGCUGUGGGGGGCCCUGGACGACCAGUCCUGCUGAGGUUCAGGGCGGACUCUCCGGGAGACUGUCCUGGAAAGUUCGCCCAUCCUCACCCUUCUCAAUGAGAGCUUCAUCAGCACCUGGUCCCUGGUGAAAGAGCUGGAGGACCUGCAAAACAACCAGGAGAACCCGUCCCACAAGAAGCUGGCCGGCCUGCACCUGGAGAAGUACAGCUUCCCCGUGGAGAUGAUGAUCUGCCUGCCCAAUGGCACCGUGCCCUCCUCGCAGGUUCACCACAUCAACGCCAACUACUUCUUGGACAUCACCUCCAUGAAGCCCCAGGACAUCGAGAACAAUGUCUUCAGCUUCUCGUCCACCUUUGAAGACCCGUCCACAGCCACAUACAUGCAGUUCCUGCAGGAGGGCCUUCGCCGCGGCAUGCCUCUCCUCCAGCCCUAGUGUGCCCGCCUGGCCCAGCCAUGAGAAGCCAGGCUGGACGGGGGCCGCUCGGCCCCUCUGCCCCGAGGUCCUCACACAUUUCACACAGCAGGCCCUCCCACUGCACCUGUCAGGCGCCUGUGGGCCCGGGGUCAGCCAAGGGUGGCAUCCGAGCUUUGCCUCAGUGAUGAGGAGACAAGGGAUCUUGGGCUGACCAGGUGGGGGGAUCUCUAGCUGCAGCUGCCAACAUCAGCUUUUUACUGCCUGCCUGGCUCCGGAAGCUGCUCAGGGGCCUGGGGGCAUCUCCCUGGACUGCACCCACUCAGGCAUAUGGCCCAGGCCCUUGAGGGGUAAACAGGAGGAAAGAGUGGGUGCUGGGAAGAAAGGGCCACCCCUCUCUCCUAACUCUCCCCUCUCCCAGAAGAAACAUCCAGAAGCCCUGGCCUGGGGGUGGGGGAGGCUAUCAAGGAAGCACUCCUGUUUGUCUGGAGCCUUCUUGCUGUAGCCCUGGCUCCGUCCUGUGCCAGUGGGGUCGGUCUUAGGGGAGAGAACCUUCUGGAAGCUGUCAGGACGGAACCCUCCUUCAGAAGGGGAGGUCACACUGCCCCUGCUGCUCCCGAGGUGGUUCAUGUGCGACCUGAUGACAGGACCCCAGAACCUAUUUCAGGACUUGCUGGAGGCCAGCUCCCUGGGGGAGGUUUACUGUGAAGUAGGCUCCUUGGCACGGGUCCGCGGAGGCCCAGGACCACAGCAGCCCUACCACCCACCCUAGCGCAGGACUGCUAGAGCCAGUGUCCCCACAAUACCAACUCCUGCCCCUCGGACCGCAACCCCACAGAAGUGCAGCCCUGCCAAGGAACACAGCCUCCCCCAGAGCUGGCGUUGUCCCAGCCUUCGGGCCGCCCAGAGCAGCUUGUCCACCACUGAGAGGCCACCGACUCUCUUUGGCCACUCUAGGGCCUUGGCCCACAUCCUAAGCCACUGACUAUAGCCAGUCUCUUUUUUAUACAUGUAAAAAAAAGUGUUUUUAUGUGAACUUUC
Molecule: messenger RNA, 2829 nt
Organism: Phacochoerus africanus (Common warthog)
Lineage: Eukaryota; Metazoa; Chordata; Mammalia; Artiodactyla; Suidae
Gene: SELENON
Product: selenoprotein N
Exons: 13
Biological process (GO): calcium ion homeostasis; skeletal muscle fiber development
Cellular component (GO): endoplasmic reticulum membrane
Molecular function (GO): calcium ion binding
Source: RefSeq, a predicted model, not a curated record